Molecule: messenger RNA, 1203 nt
Organism: Leptosia nina
Lineage: Eukaryota; Metazoa; Arthropoda; Insecta; Lepidoptera; Pieridae
Source: the annotation of a GenBank genome assembly
AUGACAUCUGCAAUAAAUAAAGGUGUGUUUAUCGUAGCUGCCAAACGAACACCGUUUGGAAGAUAUGGCGGAGCCCUCAAAGAUUCUCAUCCAGCCGAUUUGUUCGCUGUCGCAGCUAAAGAGACGUUCAAAGCUGGGAAUGUCAGUCCAGCCAUUAUAGAUACGGUCAACGUCGGACAAGUUAAUGUUAUGAGUGGUUCUGGUGAUGGCGCCCUUGCAGCUAGACACGGAGCCCUACGAGCCGGUGUUCCACAAGAGAAACCCGUUUUGGGAGUGAAUAGAUUAUGUGGUUCGGGAUUUCAAGCAAUUAUUAACAGUGCACAGGAUAUUUUAACUGGGGCGGCAAACAUCUCCUUAGCUGGUGGAACGGAGAGCAUGUCAACAGUUCCUUUUGUCGUGCGAAACGUACGGUUCGGGGUACCGCUAGGUGUAAACACAGCAUUUGAAGACCUUCUUACGUCAUCCUCUUUGGACUCCUAUUGCAAGUUCACCAUGCCACAGACUGCGGAAAACCUCGCAGAAAAGUAUGGCCUUAAACGUGGUGAUGUAGACGAAUUUGCCCUGCAGUCACAGAAAAAAUGGAAAGCAGCAUACGACAAUGGCGUAUUCAAGGAAGAGAUUGCACCGGUUCCUGUCAAGGUUAAAAAGCAGGAGGUUCUGUUUGAAAAGGAUGAACACCCGCGUCCGGAGACGACAGCUGAAGGCCUACAUAAGCUGCCGGUGCUGUUUCGCAAAGGAGGAGUUGUGACUGCUGGAAACUCUUCUGGAGUGAACGACGGCGCUGGUGCUCUAAUAUUAGCUAACGAGGAUGCCCUCAAGUCCAACAACUUAAAGCCACUAGCUAGACUACUGGGAUGGUCGUUCGUAGGUGUGGAGCCUGGCAUCAUGGGUAUUGGUCCUGUACCAGCUAUCCAGAAUGUAUUAGCCGCCAACAACUUGAAGUUGGAUGAUAUUGAUCUGGUCGAGAUCAACGAAGCCUUUGCAGCGCAAACUCUAGCUUGUCUGUCGGAAUUAAAACUCGACCAAAACAAGUUAAACGUCAACGGUGGAGCGAUAGCUAUUGGUCAUCCACUGGGUGCUUCCGGCGCUAGAAUUACAGCGCAUCUCGUACACGAGCUAAGGCGACGUGGACUCAAAAGAGGGAUCGGUUCAGCUUGCAUCGGUGGAGGACAAGGCAUUGCACUACUAGUGGAGACUGUUUAA